Molecule: messenger RNA, 3040 nt
Organism: Pseudopodoces humilis (Tibetan ground-tit)
Lineage: Eukaryota; Metazoa; Chordata; Aves; Passeriformes; Paridae
Gene: HPF1
Product: histone PARylation factor 1
Biological process (GO): DNA damage response; regulation of protein ADP-ribosylation
Cellular component (GO): nucleus
Molecular function (GO): poly-ADP-D-ribose binding; histone binding
Source: RefSeq, a predicted model, not a curated record
GGCGGGAGCGCAUGGCAGGUGGCGGGAAGCGGAGGCCGCGCGGCGCGGCGGGACCGGCCGGAGAGCAGAGUGAAAAAAAUGGAGCUGUCAAGAAGAGGAGAUCAAAUCAGGCAGAUAUUCCUGAUAGUCUGUGCCAAGAAGCAGAAACAUGCUAUCGGCUUAGACUGCCUGAGGACUUCUACCAGUUUUGGAAGUUUUGUGAGGAACUAGAUCCUGAGAAACCAAGUGAUGCACUUGUGUCAAGUGUUGGACUUAAGCUGGUUGGACCAUAUGAUAUUCUUGCUGGAAAACACAAAAAAGCAAAAUCAACAGAUGUGAACUUCAAUCUUCAUUGGAGAUUCUUCUAUGAUCCCCCAGAAUUUCAGACUAUACUUGUUGGGGAUAGCAGAACACAGUAUCACAUGGGAUAUUUCAGGGAUGUGCCAGAUGAGCUCCCAGUGUGGGUUGGUGCAAAUGAAGUUAAGAAGGGUUGUGUGAUUUCACAAGUUGGUGAUAAUGUCUUUGCUGCAGUCAAAUUAUUUUUGUCAAAGAAACUUAAGGAAGUGGCUGAUAAAAAGAAAAGUGCUGUUUUGAAAGACAUAGAUGAAAAGCUAACAAGAACAGCAAAGGAACUGGGUUAUUCUCUGGAACAAAAAACCCUGAAGAUGAAACAGAGAGAUAAGAAAGUGGUGACCAAAGCAUUUCAUGGAGCAGGCCUAGUCGUUCCUGUAGACAAAAAUGAUGUUGGAUACAGAGAACUUCCUGAAACAAAUGCUAAUCUUAAAAAAAUUUGCAAGGUCAUUGUUGAUGCUCCGACUGAUGAGGAGAGGGUGAAAGCCUUUGCACCCAUUCAAGAAAUGCUGACCUUUGUUCAGUUUGCUAAUGAUGAAUGUGACUAUGGAAUGGGGUACGAGCUGGGCAUGGACCUGUUUUGCUAUGGAUCACAUUACUUCCACAAGACGGUGGGCCAGCUGCUGCCCCUGGCUUACACCCUGCUGAAGAGGAACCUCUUUGCCGAAAUCAUCGAGCAGCACCUGGGCAACCGGCGGGAGGAGGACCCAGAUCAGCUGGUGCCCUGAGCCGGGCUCAGGGGCUGCAGCUGGGGGGGGCCCUGCACGCCUGGGAGCGGGCUCGUCUUUGUGUGUGUGUGUGUCUGUGCGUCUUUUUGUACUCGGUGGCGGUGUCCCCUGCGGUCAGUAAAGGUUUUCUAAGGAACACGCUGCUUCCCGGUGCUGGCUGCAGGUGGGCCCGGGACAGGGAGUGGGGCUGAGGCGCUGCGGGGCUGUGGCACUGCCCGGGAGGCACACCUGGGCCGGGGCUGGUGCUCUCAGGAAGCAUGGUGAGGGCGGGCCCCUGUGCCUCGGUCACCACCUGCCUGUGCCAUGGGCAAACGGAGCCACAUGUCCCUGCUGCAGGUGAUGGUUCUGCCCUUCUUCGUUUCCCUGGUUGGCUCCCACCCCUCAGGUAAAGCAUUCCCUUACUGCAGCAUUCCCCUGUGGCAGAGCACUGUCCCUGCUCCUACAUUGCUGGAGCUGGCUCAAGUGGGAGGAAGGAAACUAAUGCGAUGAAAGAAAUGCUAACUGAUAUUACAAGACAAAUUAGGGAAUUCCACUGCUUGUUGCUACCUUGCUAAUCAGAAAAAGCCAGCUCCAGUUUUAAACAUUGAAAAAUUAAACCCAGGUGAUUUUGUACAAGGUGCAAAUUGUUUUCAAGGUCCUUACCCCCAGUUCUGUGUUCUUGUUAUUGCACUUGAAGGUUUAUUCUCAGGCAAUUAAUUAAAGUAACAGUCCAGAAGCAAUGGAAAGUAACAAUGGCUCUUACUCAACAGCCCUGCCACCAUCCAGUGACUUGACUUCCACUGUAGCAAUUCACAUCAGUACUAACGACAGCAAUGCUAAUUAUUACUGGUAAAGAUUAUAGACUACUAGUACCAUGUUCAAAUAUAAGUCAUUCCUACUCUUUUAAGCAAAGGAUUGUCAGUUAAAUGUUACUUUAUGGUUUACUUUAUGGUAAAGGGAGCAUUGAAGGUACAAUGUAGGUUAGAGUGCUGCGAAAGUGAGUUUCAAAUGCGUAAGGUAAUCACAUGCCACACCUACUUGUGUAAAUUUGACUUCACCCCUUUCAUUCACCCUUUCACUCAUUAAACUCAUGGAAUUAAUGUUCCAAUUAUUCAAGCACAAACAUACACUCAUUCAUAAGCCCAGAGUUUUGUUUUAUACAUGUUAAAAAAAAAAAAAAAGUACUUUCCAUCUCAUUCUCGUCUUUAUGUUUCAAGUACAGGAGACCUUUAUACUAAUGCCCUGUAAAUCAUACAAGUACUAAAAAAGUAGAAUCAUAGAAAGUUUGCACUGCAGGGGACCUUAAGAAUUCAGCUUUUUAACUGUUACUUUAAUAUGAACUUAGAUCUGCAAAAAUGAGGACCUGAGACUGGCCAUCCAUACUUGUGUAUUAAUUAAUCCCUGAUGGAGAAGGAAAUCUGUUACAGUAGCUGCAAAAUGACUGAUGUGUGCUGUGUAUCAUGAAAUGGGGACAGACUUUAGCAGGGCCUGUUGCACUAGGACAAUGAGUAAUGGUUUUUAACUAAAAAGAGUAGAUUCAGACUAGCUAGGGGGAAGAUAUUUUUUAUUAUGAGUGGUGAAAUACUCAAAUGGAUUGCCUGGAGGGGAGAUACCAUUCCUUGAAGCGUUCAGUGGAUUGGACCCUGGGCAGCCUGAUCUAGUGGAAGGUUUUCUUGCCCAUGACAGGAGGGUUGGAACAAGGUGAUCUUUAAGGUCCCUUCCAACCCAGGCCAUUCUAUGAUGUGUACAUCAUCAACAGAUGGCUUUUAGACAAUAAAAGGAUCAUCCACUUUUAACUAUAUUAAAUACAAGUAUUUUGUUUUAAUUCUAUAAUUAAAUCAAAAUCUUAGGUGAGGUAUUUUUCUAAAAUAAACAUUUAAGGCAGAUUGGUUUGAUGGGGUUGAUUUUGGCUAUGCAUUUGUAACCGGAUACCAGGCAGUGCAAAUACUGUAUCUCCUAAACUCCAUUCUUUUUGUCAAAUCUUCUUACUAGUUUUGUAUGUA